This is a messenger RNA of Phaeoacremonium minimum UCRPA7, 867 nucleotides long. RefSeq names its product putative short-chain dehydrogenase reductase family protein. The transcript has a single exon. The record is from RefSeq and is a predicted model, not a curated record. The coding region runs from base 1 to 867 and encodes 288 amino acids. Lineage: Eukaryota; Fungi; Ascomycota; Sordariomycetes; Togniniales; Togniniaceae.
AUGUCCAAGUCCUUCGGACUUCAACUCCUCCAGCAAAAGCCCCUCGCCGAGCCAACCGCUUCAUUCGCAGGCAAAACCAUCAUCGUGACCGGCGCCAACUCCGGCCUCGGCCUCGAGGCAGCCACCAAGUUCGUCGCCCUCGGCGCCACACGCGUGAUCCUGGGCGUCCGGGACCUCGAGAAAGGAAAUGCUGCAAGACGCUCGAUAGAAGAGCACACGGGUCGCAGAGAUGCCGCCGAAGUCUGGCAUCUGGACAUGGAUUCGUAUCCGAGCAUCCGGGCGUUCGCGAAGCAGGCGGAGGCGCUGGAGCAGCUUGACGUCGCGGUGCUGAAUGCCGGGGUGUACAUGGUGGACUACCAGACUUCGCCGCAUGGCUGGGAGGAGACGUUGCAAGUCAAUGCGGUAUCUACCACAUUGCUGGCUCUGCUGCUAUUGCCGAAGCUGCGGGUCUCUCGCAACGGCGCAGGCGUGCCAGUCUUAGAGGUCGUCACUUCAAGGAGGGCGGAGGCAGUCACCAUCCCACCCGAGCAACGACAAGGAAAUAUCUUAGCCUCUCUCAACAAUCCCGACACCUUUCAGUCAAGCCUGCAGUACCGCGCAUCGAAGUUUCUGGCUUUGUGCUCUGUAAAGAUGAUCGCCUCCUCAGUCCAGCCUACCGAAGUGAUCGUCCUGGCAGUAUGUCCCGGGGCUGCAGCGUCUAGUCUGAGCCGAGGUUGGACAGGUGCCCUUGCCUCCAUCGUGAAAAGUCUUCUCAACGCUUUCUUCUUGCGGACCCCCGAGCAAGGGGCGAGAUCACUCGUUAGUGGUGUUACUAUAGGCGCAGACGCGCAUGGCAACUUCUGGUAUGACGACCAGCUUCACGAGUAA